This is a messenger RNA of Ilex paraguariensis (yerba mate), 657 nucleotides long. NCBI's taxonomy places the organism in Eukaryota, Viridiplantae, Streptophyta, Magnoliopsida, Aquifoliales, Aquifoliaceae. The record is from the annotation of a GenBank genome assembly.
AUGGACAACUGUGAUGAAUUCAAGCAUUAUUGGGAUACCAAUCUGUUCCUCCAAACUGAAGAGCUUGACAGCAGCUGGGGAAUAGAUGAGACUGCUUUUUCUGGGUACUAUGAUUCAAGUUCUCCUGAUGGAGCACAAUCCUGUGCAGCCUCCAAGAACAUUGUUUCAGAGAGAAACAGAAGGAAGAAGCUCAAUGAUAGGCUCUAUGCACUUAGGGCAGUAGUCCCCAAUAUCACUAAGAUGGAUAAGGCUUCUAUAAUCAAGGAUGCUAUAGAGCAUAUCCAGCAGUUGCACGAGCAAGAGAGAAGAAUCCAAUCCGAAAUAUCGGAACUUGAAUCGGGGAAAUUGAAGAGCAACAUAGUUUUCGACUUUGAUCAAGAGACACCCUUUAAUUCUAAGUCCAAGAAGAAGAAAAUUGAGCAGUCCUAUGAUUCUGGGGGUUCACAAUCAUCUCCUAUUGACGUUCUUGAAUUGAGGGUAUCUUAUAUGGGAGAGAGGACUGUGGUAGUGAGCCUCACGUGCAGUAAAAGAACAGACACCAUGGUGAAGCUUUGUGAGAUCUUUGAAUCUUUGAAGCUCAAAAUCAUUAAUGCCAACAUCACUGCUUUCUCUGGCAGAGUUUUGAAGACUGUUUUCGUCGAGCGGCGCAGAUCUUAA